Seminavis robusta is the source of this 669-nucleotide messenger RNA. The record is from the annotation of a GenBank genome assembly. Lineage: Eukaryota; Bacillariophyta; Bacillariophyceae; Naviculales; Naviculaceae.
AUGAUGAACAAACUGAUCCUCACCUCUUUCCUCGCAUCGGCUGCUGCCUUUGCCCCCGCUCAACCCAACGCCAGGCAGGUUUCUGUCCUUCGUGCAGAUGUUGCCGAGGAAGCUCCAGCUGAGGAGGCUGAGCCUGUUGCCACCUACAAGGCCAGCCCCGCCCUUCCAUUCCUGGAGUACCCUCCCAAUCUUGAGGGAUACGUCGGUGAUGUUGGUUUCGACCCCUUCCGCUUCUCGGACUUCGUCCCCAUGGACUUCCUCCGUGAAGCCGAGCUUAAGCAUGGUCGUAUUUGCAUGAUGGCCGUUGUCGGUUUUGCUGCUGUAGACUGUGGUCUUAGAGUGGUCCCCACCCCAGAGGCAUACGAAGGACUCACCUCUGUCACUGCCCACGAUGCGCUUGUGAAGCAAGGAGCUAUGGCUCAGAUGCUUCUCUGGUUCGGUUUGCUUGAAAUCAUUGAUGGAAUUGCUAUCAUGCAGAUGCUUGGUGGAUCCGGACGUGAACCAGGUGACUUCAACCUUGACCCCCCUGGUUUCUUGCUUGGAAAGUCCAAGGAAGAAGUUGAUGAAAUGAAAUUGAAAGAACUCACCAAUGGACGACUUGCAAUGAUCGCCUUCAGUGGAAUGGUGACACAAGCUGUUUUGACCCAAGGACCUUUCCCAUAUGUUUAA